AUGGCUGACAACGAUUCAAGAAUGAAAGCCAUUGAAGGUGCUAGGGCAGAUCUUAUGAACUCUCUCAACGUAGUCGCGGGAGGAGAUGCCAUACAUGCAACCUCUAGCACCAUGAUGAACAUGGAAAACACUCUACCUCCCCCUUCCGAGAAUAAAAUGGGGCCACAUGAGAAAGAAGCUUCUACAUCCACAACCAGAGAAGCACCUCCUGAAGUUAAAAAGUUGUUGGAAGAGUGGUUGACGAACGCUCUCAGUGGCUUAGCUGAAAAGCCAUCUCAAGAUGCUAGACGUGCACCGACAACCGACCAUGUCGUGGUCGAUGAUGAACUCGAGAUCACUCAAACAAACGACGUGCUUGCCGGUGCUCAGGUUCAUAAUGAUACCCUUACCGCCAUCCUUAAAAAGAUGGAGGAAAUGGAGAACGAAAACAGGUCGCUCUGUGACCAGAUGAAGGAACAUCAAGAACGGGUAGAUAAAAUCCCAGGUGCCCCUAAGCUAUUGCCCAAACGAGACAUGGGAAAGUUCAUUGAACAACCCUACACAGAAGAAGCCGUGCCCUACCACAUCCCGAAGACCUUCAAAAUGCCCCUUUAUUUGAGGGUAUACGAUGGAACCUCAGACCCCGAGGACCAUCUGAUUCACUAUGUCACAGCCGUCAAAGGUAACGAUCUAUCAAAAGAACAGGUACCAUCAGUGCUUCUGAAAAAGUUCAGCGAAACCCUAACGGGAGGAGCCUUGACGUGGUACUCCCAACUGCCGGCCAGAGGCAUCUCUACAUUAGAAGAAAUGGCGGAUAAGUUCGUCACCGCUCACGCUGGAGCCAAGAAGGCGGAAGCUCGAGUCAAUGACAUCUUCGCUGUUAGGCAGACCUCAGGAGAAGGACUCAGGGAAUUCUUAGCCCGGCAUGGCGGUAGCAGCUUUCCAGAACGGGCUCAACAGAUACGGCUCAAAGGCAACCAAGAAGUUGCUCAGCCACCUCAUGAAGUAUCCCCCCACGAUGAAAUUCAUAGCGCCUAUUGCGCUGAGGUGCGUGGGGACAAUGACGACCUCAACGGCCCAACCAGGCGGCUGGUAACGCUAUAUGCGGAAAAUCGGAGAGACCGACGCAGUGAAGGACGACGCGAGCAAAUCCCACGCGUCAACAGAGAAAGGCACCAACCAUACAACAGGUCUUCGCACCCACCACCGCCGAGACAUGCAGACGCCAUACAACGGCAUGUCGCUCCAUUGAGGAACGACAGAGGUAUGCCCCCUUUACUGUCCGCACAUAACUUUUGUGUUUCCCCUUUAGUAAUAGUGUACGCACUGGAGAGGCUGGGCAACAAAGUGCAAUGGCCUUUGAAGAUGAAGUCCGAUCCUGCCACCAGGAAGUCAAACGCCCUGUGCGAGUUCCAUCAGGAACGUGGGCACAAAACUGAAGAUUGCAUAGGCCUUCAUCAAGAAGUGGUCCGUAUGCUGAACCAAGGAUUCCUGAAAGAGCUGCUCAGUGACAAAGGGAAACUCAAUUUUGCACGAGGACGUGAACAUCCACAGGGCCCGCCAAGGCCGCCUUCGCCAACACGCACCAUCAACAUGAUCAUUGGGGACGACAAUGACUCAGCAAUCAACCAUGUCAAAUUCACCACCACUCACAAAUUAAAACGAACUAUCGCCCACGAACGGUAUGAUGACUCCGAAGAUAGUAUCACCUUCGAUAAGUCAGAUACCGACGGUUUGUCUUUUCCCCAUUAUGAUACUUUGGUUAUUACUUUACGCAUAGCUGAUACCGACGUCAAAAGAAUCAUGGUAGACGACGGUAGUGGUGCCUGUAUCAUUCAUCCGAGAGUCCUUGCUUUGAUGGGACUCGAGGAUAAAAUAAUGCCACGCUGCAUAACACUAACAGGCUUUAAUAAUGCAGUGGAAAGAACUUCCGGAGAAAUAACGCUGCCCGUCCUGGCGGGAGGAGUGAUCAUGGAAACCACAUUCCAUGUGAUGAACCAAGAGACGGCAUACAAUGCUAUCAUUGGGAGGCCAUGGAUACAUGCCAUGAGACCAGUCCCCUCCAGCUUCUACCAAGUGAUCAAAUUUCCCACACCUUGGGGUGUAUUCAGCAUCAAGGGCGAGCCACAUACUGCCCAGGAGUGCUACAAAAUUGCCCAAGACCACACGCACACCAGGCAGCUAAAAGGAGCAAGUGCAAAAGCAUAG
Molecule: messenger RNA, 2187 nt
Organism: Nicotiana tabacum (common tobacco)
Lineage: Eukaryota; Viridiplantae; Streptophyta; Magnoliopsida; Solanales; Solanaceae
Source: RefSeq, a predicted model, not a curated record